This is a messenger RNA of Ziziphus jujuba (common jujube), 3007 nucleotides long. RefSeq names its product phosphatidylinositol 4-kinase gamma 5. The transcript is spliced from 3 exons. NCBI's taxonomy places the organism in Eukaryota, Viridiplantae, Streptophyta, Magnoliopsida, Rosales, Rhamnaceae. The record is from RefSeq and is a predicted model, not a curated record. The coding region runs from base 717 to 2639 and encodes 640 amino acids.
GCAUAGUAUCAGUUCGGGUACUGAGUUCGAACAAAAAAAAAAAAAAAUAAAAAAAUUUAUUAUUAGAAAAUUAAUAAAAAUGAAAUUUUAGGAGUGAUCGUUAAACCCCUCCGCUUCUCGCGAAAGGGAGUUUAAAAAAAAUGGUUUGGAAAUGUCUCCGAAAGCGGGAGAGUAUCAUCAGAUAACUGAUUUAUAUUUUUUUUAUUAUUAUUAUAAUCAAUCAUCACUUCAUCGCUCAAUCUCAACCCUUCCUCACUCUCCUCCUUCAAUCUCCGCCGUCCAUCCUCGAUUCCAUCCCAACUCAUCGGCGGUGGCUCCCCGGAAGGCUCCGCCGUCCGAUUUCUGAUCUCUUUCUCUUUCUAUAUGCAUCUCUCUCUCCGUUUCUGGCAUGGUUACAUGAUGUUAGCUUAUUGCAAAUUGUUGGACUGUACCGAUCAGAUUGGUUACCCGAAUGAUAAAGCCAGCAUUAUCAGGUGGCCUAUCAGAUGUAGCAAUUUUACCAAGUGUUCUGCUCUGUUUACCAUCAAGGCUGUUUCAAUGUGAGAAUCAGGGACGCACGUUGUCUUCUUGGUUGAUUAUGAUCUUUUACGUUAAAAGUAAUUAUCUCCUACAGUUAGUGCCAGCUUUUGGGUUUGGCGUCUGCUUGAGAGAGAAGCUCUCUGCUGCUGGCGCCUUUAUUGCUGGCCUUGGAGUUUGCCACUUCUCCUCUUGUUUACAUGUCUCCUGAGGUAGACAACCUUGUACAUAAUCAAAUGGCGCUUGCAACCUUGAAAGGACCUCUUAGUGGUGAGUGUUGUGGGAAUAAGAGAAUGGAAAGAAAACCUUCUGGAAGAAGGCGUGUGUUUGUGCAGACUGAAACUGGCUGUGUUUUGGGUAUAGAGCUAGAGAGGAGUGACAAUGUGCACACAGUGAAGAGGAAAUUACAGAUUGCCCUUAAUGUCCCAACUGAGGAGAGCUCAUUAAUAUGUGGUGACAUGGUGUUGAGGAAUGAUCUUAGCAUUGUUAGGAAUGAUUCUCCACUUCUUCUCACUAGGAAUUUCUUGCACAGAAGCUCUUCUACCCCAUGUCUCUCACCUACUGGGAAGGAUCUUCAACAGAGGGAUCAGAGCUGUCCAAUUGAAAUAUUAGGAUACUCAAAUCAAUAUGCUAGAAUAAAAAAACUGGUUAUGGAUAUUGUAACAGCAAUAAAGAAUGGUAUUGAUCCAGUUCCUGUUUGUAGUGGUCUUGGAGGUGCAUAUUAUUUUAAAAAUUGUGAUGGUGACAACAUUGCAAUUGUGAAACCAACAGAUGAGGAGCCUUAUGCCCCAAAUAACCCAAAAGGUUUUGUAGGCAAAGCAAUUGGACAACCGGGUCUGAAGCGCACGGUGCGAGUUGGGGAAACAGGUUUCCGAGAAGUUGCAGCUUACCUGCUUGACUAUGACCAUUUUGCUAAUGUUCCCUCUACAGCCCUUGUCAAGGUCACACACCCAGUAUUUAAUGUUAAUGAUGGGGUAAAGGGUAACAUGAAAAGAAACUGGAAGCAGGUUUGCAAGAUUGCAUCAUUGCAGCAGUACAUUUCUCAUGAUUUUGAUGCCAGUGAUCAUGGGACUUCUAGCUUCCCUGUUUCUGCUGUGCAUAGAAUAGGGAUACUAGAUAUCCGGAUUUUAAAUACAGACAGGCAUGCAGGAAACCUUUUGGUGAAGAAGCUUGAUGGGGUUGAGAAUUUUGGUCAGGUGGAGCUUGUUCCCAUUGAUCAUGGUUUUUGUCUCCCAGAAAGCUUGGAGGAUCCAUACUUUGAGUGGAUCCAUUGGCCACAGGCUUCAAUUCCAUUCUCUGAGGAUGAGCUUGAGUAUAUAAACAAUCUUGACCCUUUUCGAGACUCCGAAAUGCUUAGAAUGGAGCUGCCUGUGAUUAGAGAUGCAUGCCUGCGGGUCUUGGUUCUUUGCACUAUUUUCCUCAAGGAAGCAGCAGCUUUUGGUCUCUGUCUUGCUGAGAUUGGUGAGAUGAUGAGUAGAGAGCUUCGGGGCCAUGAAGAGGAGCCAAGUGAACUUGAGCUGUUAUGCAUGGAGGCAAGGAAAAUUAUAGAGGAUAGGGAAAAAUACAAUUUCGAGGUGAAUGCAGUAGACAAGGAGGAGUUUCAAUUUGACAUAGAUGAUGAGGUAGAGGAUUUGGAUAGAGCUUCGUACCUGGAAGAGGACUUAGCAAUUGAAAAAACUCUCCAUUUUAGAUCGAGAGUUGAAAAUGGAAGAAAUUUACUUGCUAAGCUAGAGGAGAAUGAGGAGGAGGCUGAAGGGAGUGAAGGGGAUAAUGUGCCAGCAAGUUUAGAUGAGCAUGUUGGUCUUGUGCGGAGUCGUACCUCAUAUAUGUCAAAACUCUCCAAGUCUCUGAAGAACACCAAUAUUGGAGAGAAGAGCUGGCGGCAUGCUGGUGCAAUGCAGAAGAGUGGGUAUGUGGGUGGCAUAUCAUCUGGAAACAGAAGUGUAAAUGAGCAGCUUCCUGCAAGCAGUAGUUUUGUGAAGCUGGCAGAUAUGAAUGAAGAGGAAUGGGUGCAAUUUCUUGACAACUUCCAGAGAUUACUGUACCCUGCCUUUUCCAAUCGCAAAGCAGGGAAUGUCUAUCAGAAGCAGAGGCAGAGACUUGGUACUUCAUGCCAGUUUUGAGUUGAUAUUAACAGAUAUCAAAAUUAUAAGAGUAUUUGUAGCCUGUAGGAAAAUUGGUCCCAUGAAGAGAGGAUGAUCUUUGCAGGAGAAUGGACCGUAUUAGGAGGAGUUGGGAGUGACUUGGGAAUAAUACUAUCCCCAGAUAAAACAAGGUUGAGAUGCUCUUGCCAUUGUUGGCCGGUUAGGGAUGAGAGCCUUCUUUCCAUUUGUUUAUAGUAUUACUUUCUAUUCUACUCUUCUGCUUUUAUGUAUUAGGGGAUGUUAAAUAAAGCCGAAAAAGGGAAUGUAAGGAGAGAACUACAGAAUCUAUGUAUAUAAACUCUUAAAAUGUUGGAUAAACUAUCUACAAGCUUGCUUGUGUUUUUGCA